This is a messenger RNA of Hyalella azteca, 4882 nucleotides long. RefSeq lists its product as uncharacterized. The transcript has 2 exons. The coding region runs from base 68 to 4831 and encodes 1587 amino acids. Lineage: Eukaryota; Metazoa; Arthropoda; Malacostraca; Amphipoda; Hyalellidae. The record is from RefSeq and is a predicted model, not a curated record.
CACUCGCUCGUACAAAUCAUGCUUGUUCAACAACAAUGCGUCGUUGACUUUAAAUUCUUCAGAUAAAAUGAUCAAUGGCAAACCAAAUCUCCAGUCCCCAUAUCCAAGGGACUCGAGUUCAUCCGGGAUCCGGUUUCCAAAUAGUGUGUCUGUACGACCCACUAGUCCCGUUUACACGGUGGUUACUGAGGAAGAAGAACGCUUUCUUGUUGCUUCAUCUUUAGCUAAUAAAAGCGGGUACAACAAAGGCGUCGUGUCUGGCAUAAAGACCACCUCAGUUCCCUGUGUGGUGUCCUCUUUGUCCAACAACAACUCAUUGAGUCGCAGGUCUUGUCCUAACUCCUACGACUGUUGUCCUAGCAAGUCCUAUGACUGGGACGAGCGAAGGAUACUCGAGAACAAGAAAGCGAGGACAAAAUUGCUCUCAGGAUACGAUAGUGAACGAGAACUUGAAGAAAAUACGCUUCAUUCUAAAAACUGCACUUUGAAAACUGACAAAAACUGCCACAAAAACGGCGAGACUCGAGAGUGUGCGGCAAAACGUCGCGUAAAAGAGAAUUUAGAUCACGAACAACAAUUUAAAAGCCUCAGAAGUGGCAAGAAAUCUAGGGACCUUGAUAAUUCAAGUGAAUGCAGGGAAUGUUAUCUUCAAAAUUCGAAGAAUUCUUCAAACUUCGUUCCGAAUCCUAGCAGUGUUGUGUCAGGAAAAGAAGUUUCUUCGCCUUCAUCCCCAGUUGGCAAUCCCCAGCUGUCCGUAUCCCCGAUUGUGAGGCUCACUCCCCUCACUCACUCCGGAGGUAGACCUAAGACAGAUGUGUCCGGAAUCCACGCAAAAAGCGGAACUAUGGUAAACGGAUGCCUGAAGUCGAACGCAUCUGCCCCCCAAACUGUAACUUUCCCCAGCGAAAUUUCUCCCCAGACCAGCAAUUUUUCCCCAAACCCUAGCAAAAGAGUAGCUUUCCCCAACAAAACUGCAACUUUCCCCAGCGAACUUUCCCCAGUUGUAAGCGAAUUCUCCGAUGAUCAAAUUUUUCGGGAUUCCAACGUAGACGCGACGCCCUACGAAGACGACAGCUGUGACCGACUGGGAGCGUCGCCCCCUGAUGGACCGGUCACCUCGAACGCUGUGGCGGAGGACCAAGCUUUUGGUAAACCUUUGAACGACGACCAAACUGCUGCACAUAAACGAACGAUUUACGGUACAGAUGUAACCGUCUUGCUAUCCUCCGUAAUCAGCAGGAGUGUUAGUUAUCUCAAGGAUAAAUUUUUCUCCAGUGAUGCGUUGAAGGAUAACGAUAAUGGGUCUGAAAUGCCGGGACCGGGGCCUUUGAAUGAGCCUAGAGCUGCAGAAGUGAGGGGAAAGGGCAAAGAAAAUGGGAUCAUGACGAGAGGAAAAGAGAAUAAAGUUGAUAACGAUGACGUGGGUCAUUCAAAGCCAACAUCUGCAUCGAUUCAAAAUGACGAAACGGAUGAUGAAGAUGAUGUAGAAAUCUCCGAUGAUGGCGGCCAGUCAGGGUCCGAUCAUUGGAGUGAUUUGGAUGAUAACGAUCAUUGGAGUGAUUUGGAUGAUAACAAUUCAGUGCCGCCUAUUAAAAGAAGAAAAAGAAAUCGUUGUGCUAUAAGAGCCUGUUUGUCCGACGAGUGUAAAGAACUUGGCAACCUACAUGCGCUGCUAACUCUUAACCCUCCUGUCCCUGGCCGCAUCACGCGUAAAACUUUCCACAAACUUUCUUCCCGUCACCAAAAUAAAGGAAUUAAACGGUUAAAACAUUCUCAAAAUCAUAAACUUCGUUUGAAUCUUGAAAGAAAACUCUUGCAGGCAAAUAAAGAUGAAAGAACAGGUAUGGGAAAAUCAUUAUAUGUUGAUUCUUCUUCGUGUCAAAAAGAACAAACAGGUUCAGACAAUGUUGAAAAUUCAACAAAAUUUCCCACUCAAACCGAACAAAAUAUUAAUUCUACAGCAACAAAUAAGAAUUCCAGCUCUAAUGAAAGUUGCGUCGAUGAACUUUCACUUAAGUUAACUGAAUCAAUAAUUACGAACUUGACCAACGGCGCCUUAGGAGAGGCGUUCGCCUGUUCAGUGCAACUAAACUGUCCGCGCCUUUGGGAUAGUGUUAACGUUGUGGAAAACGGUAAUAACGCCGUGGAAAACGGUGAUAACCUCGUAGAAAACGGUGAUAACGUUGUGGAAAACGGUUAUAGACGGGAUAGAGACGGCCGUUUUUUAUCUAGCCCUGGGCGGGAUAGAGACGGGGCUUUUUUAUCCAGGCCUGGGCGGGAUGAAGGCGGCCGUUUUUUAUCCAGCCCAGGACGAGAAAAAAGCGACUUUUCCAAAGCACCAAACACCUCGAGGUCCCCGAAGUCCCCCAGCAUUAUGGACUCCCUCAGGAGGAGGACAAAGAAACACGUGGACCAAGAACCUCCCAUCACGUGGACCACAAGCUCUGUCCCAGGUUCUGAAUCCCCGCGAUGCAGUUCCCCAUUUCAAAUAAUCCUUGAACCUGGGGGAAUGGUUUCUAGGAUUUUUGAUGGUCCUGGGGAUGCCAUUUCUAAUGGCAGAUCAAUCCAAUCCCCCGACACUGCGGUUGAUAUUAGCCCCAAAUGGAAGCUGCGGAGACCGACUCAUGAUGGUAGAUUCUCUUCACCAUCAAAGUGCAAUGCCGAGGGCAAUUCUCACUAUUCAAGCACCGGUUCUCACUAUUUAGGCGCCGGUUCUCACUAUCCAGGCUCCGGUUCUCACUAUCCAGGUGCCGGUUUUCAAAAUUCAGGCUCCGACAAUCAAGGUUCUUCGCCUAGUCCAAGGGGUCAACCGCGCAAAGCAGAUGUGGACCGACUUUGCGGAUCUGCGGUUCCCGAUAGUGCUUCUAAAAAGACCGGAAAGCGGAAACGUCUGCCUCAGGAGCUGAAGAACUUGAUAUCUGAUGAGUUUAAAGAAUUCCGGCAGUCGGGCUUUCAUCCCGUUGAUGUGGUGGUGGCCCAGGUAGGGGACGGGCUGUCCGAAGACCGUCCCGAGUCGACAACUGGGACCAGGACCGAGCUGUCUCCUGAAAAUUCCUGCAAUUCUCAAGCCAGCAAUACAGAGAAUAGCUCAUUUAAUACCUCCUCUAAUACCUCUUCUAGCUCAUCCAGUGCUUCGCCGUUCAAACGUCAAGUUGCUUUUAAACGAACUCGUCCUUCUUGGUUGUGGAAACGAAAAGCCACUGCGUCGGGCCACAGCGGCGUGCUAGGAACCACUGCUUCGGACCACAGUGGCGUGCUAGAAGCCACUGCUUCGGACCACAGCGGCGUGCUAGGAACCACUGCGUCGGACCACAGCGGUGCAGAUAAUAAAGCUGUGGUCCCUGGUAGUGCGUCUAUGAAGACCGGAAAGCGGAAACGUCUGCCUCAUGAGCUGAAAAAUUUGAUAUCUGAUGAGUGGAAGGAAUUCCGGCAGUCUGGCUUUCAUCCCGUUGAUGUGGUGGCCCAGGUAGGGGAUGGGCUGCCCGCAGACCGUGCCGGGUCGAAAACUGGGACUGGAUCCGGUCUGUCGUCCAGAACCGGAAAAUGUCCCGAGUCGAAAAUUGGGACCGUGACUUCGCACCGCGCUAGUGAUGAUGACAGCAUGGAUGGCUAUGAGACGGACACUGAGGAAGGUGAUCAGAGUGAAACUGAAAAGUCUUUUGGGAGAAAGACCAAGACACGACGUUUCGGUUCCCGGGAGAAUGAUUUUUCGGUGCCGCGACCGAUCCCGGAGUCUGUUCGGGAUCGGUCUUAUUUUUCUAAUAUUAAAUCCGAUGUAACAAGUAAGAAAUCUGAUGUAAUCAUUAAUAGAUCUCGUGUUAUAAGUAAUAGAUCACAUGCCUCCACCGAAAGAAACCACCGUCCGGUGAAGGAUAGAAGGAUCUUGACGAGCGAUUCGGACAGUUCAAGUUACAGCGACUCAGACUCCGACGAAGAUAUUUCCAAAACAAUGAAGGACUCUCAGAAAAAGAAGACAAACUAUAAACCAAAACGUAUUCCCAACGAAGUGCGGAACUUGAUCAAGGACGAGUGUAAGGAGUUUAAGGCUCAUGGGUUCCAUCCUAUAGACGUGGUCACUCGUCUCGCGCCCUCGUCCAGCUCCGAGGACGAAGAGUCCUGGGAAAAUUUAGCUUUGACGACGAGGAAAAAGCAUACAAUGGACAAGGUCGAGGACGAUGAGACUGGAAAUUUAACGAAAAUAAUGGCGUUGAGACCGAAGAAAAGAGAUAUUAACUAUGAUGAUGAGGCCCGAGUCCGGGCCGAUGUGGUCGAAGUCCGGGACGAUGAAGAUAAGGUCCCGGACAGAAAAGGAUACAGUGGACAGUUCGGGACGGUACAGGUCCGGGACCAUGACCACGAAGUCCGGGACGAUGAUACCAGUUCUGGGACCGACGAUACAGAUCCUCCGAGUUAUCCUACGACCAACGCUAGUAAACCAAGGAUACCGCGCGAGCUGAAGAAUUUACUGAAGGAUGAAUACAAGGAAUUUAGAGACCGUCUUAAUCUUCAGAAAAUAAACCUGAGUAAAAAAGAAUUCCUAACGCCAUUAUCAUCGGAGACCACAACAAAUGGGUCAGACGGACACACUUUUGUAAACCUGCACUCAAAAAGAACACCGCAAUCCCUUGAGAGAAAUUCGGUGGUAAGCAACUCUCAUAAAACCUUACAAGAGACUCACAGAGGAUGGCAGUUCUCACGUAAUGCCACUAAAAGUGGCAUGGCAUGCCACGACGAUGGCAUGUAUGCCACACCGCGCGGCCUACACCGCAUGACGCUUAAAGAGGAGAAUGCCAUGUGUGUUGUGAGUUACGUUCUGCCUCACAUUAUGUGAGUUAUGUUCUGCCUCACAUUAUGUGAGUUAUGUUCUGCCUCACAUUAUGUG